AUGAAGCUGAAAGGGAGAGAACGUGCUCGGUGGAGAACACCCAGUGUGGUGGUGGGUGGUGGGUGGUGGUUUCCGGCGGAGCUUGAUCUCAGCCAGCUGCAGGCAGGCGUUGAACUCGGAGAGAGCUGCGCCCUGAUUGCUGCGGCUGGGACAAGGAUCCAGCUGGAUGGUCCCAUCAUGGCCCACAACCUCACCCUGCAUGGCGAUUUGCUGUUCUUUGCCACCAGAUCUUUCGGCAAGGCGUGUCUCCACUUGACGCAUACGCUGUCAGUGCUUGGCACGGUGGUGAUUGAGAACUGUGACAAUCUCGAGGAGAAGUGGCUCAAGCCUACAGGCCACAAGAACAUGCAAACAUAG
Durusdinium trenchii is the source of this 357-nucleotide messenger RNA. NCBI's taxonomy places the organism in Eukaryota, Dinophyceae, Suessiales, Symbiodiniaceae. The record is from the annotation of a GenBank genome assembly.